Molecule: messenger RNA, 1462 nt
Organism: Manduca sexta (tobacco hornworm)
Lineage: Eukaryota; Metazoa; Arthropoda; Insecta; Lepidoptera; Sphingidae
Product: glucose-1-phosphatase
Exons: 2
Coding region: 192-1457 (421 amino acids)
Biological process (GO): dephosphorylation
Cellular component (GO): outer membrane-bounded periplasmic space
Molecular function (GO): sugar-phosphatase activity
Source: RefSeq, a predicted model, not a curated record
GUCGCGGUGUGACCGAGUUCUUAUCGCGUUGUGAUGAAACCAGUUAUCAAUGCGAAUUUCAAUCAGUAUUAUUUAGCUGUGUUUACGUUACAGUGCUUUGAAGUAAAUCUUUAAAGAACUUUGGGAUAUUUUAGUGUCAAAAUAAGACACCAAGAUCUGGAAGUCUAAUUUGCUGUCAAUGGUGUAUAACUAUGAUGUUUUUGGAUGUUGAUAAACGAUUGCACCUGAUGAAACCUCGUCUUAUCUUCUUCAAACAUAAACUAAAAAUGCUUAUGAUGCUGUUCUUACUAGCCGUGGUUAUCGGUCUAAUAGACGCUGCACCAAAAGACAUGACGCUAAAAUCUGUGCUAGUACUUUCCCGCCAUAAUAUACGGACACCGUUGACGGGAAGGCUUGAAGAAUUUUCAGAGAAAGAAUGGCCUAAAUGGGACAAAGAUCCUAGUUAUUUAACAGAUAAAGGCUUCAUACUAGAAGGGUAUAUGGGAGAAUUCUUUUACCACUGGUUAAGGACAGAAGGAGUUUUACCAGAAGGUUGUCCGGAUGACUCAGUAUACAUAUACGCUAAUACGCGCUCAAGAACGAAAGACACAGCUAUAGCAUUCGCCAAAUAUGCAUUCAAAAAUUGUGAUACUCCCGUCCACUUUCUAAAUAUAGAAGAAAUGGACCCAAUUUUCAACCCUGUGAUACAUAACACUACAGAUGAAUUUAGAAAGAUGGUGACACAAGAGAUUGAGGCAAAGUUAAAUGAUCUAGACCUGACUGAAACGUUUGAAGAACUUAACAGAAUUGUUGCAUUGAACGAAUCUGAAAAAUGCAAAAAUGAAGGUUACUGUGAUUUUACCGAAGUUAAGAAUACAGUAUGGUUUGAAAUAGGAGAAGAAUUAGAUAUAGAUGGACCGCUGCGAGUAGGAAAUUCUAUUAUAGACUCAUUUAUGAUGAGUUACUAUGAUGGUAAGCCAGAUAGUGAAGUCGCUUGGGGAGAAAUAACAACACCCGAACAAUGGGAACUUCUAUCGAAGAUUUCUAAGGAGAAUCAAAAUGUAAGAUUUAAUCUCACAACAGCCUCUACAGAUCUCGCUGGUCCCUUGUUAAAGUACAUGUCCAACGUAUUUUUAGACAAUAACUCGUCAAGGAAAUUCACGUUAUUAGUAGGACAUGAUUCAAAUUUAAAUCCUGUUAUUAAUGCAUUGGAAUUCCAGCCUUAUGUCUUAGUUAACCAAUACGAACCAUUUCCAAUUGGCGGUAAGUUAGUAUUUGAAAAUUGGUCCGACGGUGUAACAGAUUAUUUGAAAAUAGAAUACAUUUAUCAAUCCUGGUUUCAAUUACGAAAUGGCGUUAAAAUCAAUUUAGACAAUCCUCCACAGAGGGUGGUUAUGGAACUCAAAGGAUGUAAAAGUGAUGACAACGGUUUCUGUCUAUGGAGUGAUUUUGUUCAAGUAUUAAAGGAUAUAAUAUAAUUUUC